AGGGACAUAUCCUCCAUUAAAACAAUAACAAGCAGAAUCCGCAAAGAUUAUAUUAAAAAUCUUUUUGUUUUCGAUGAAAAGAAAGAAUCCAGGUGCUCCCGUCCUGGGAGAAAUGAAGAAUCUGAAGCAGCGAUGCGUUAAUCAGUUUUUCAAAAGACAAACUGUCAAUAAUAGCGCAUCUACUAUGGACGUGAAUACACGGACUCAAAAGAAGGAGGACUGGAUUAAGAACUUGAAUGCUGAGCAGAAAAAACUGUUACAGCUUGAAAUCACAACUAUGGAUGACUCUUGGUUUAUGGCACUGAAGGAUGAGUUUUUGAAACCGUACUUUUUGCAACUGAAAAAGUUCUUGAUGACUGAAUGGCAAAGUCAACGAGUUUUCCCUCCAAAGGAAGACAUCUAUUCAUGGUCAAGACUUACGCCCUUAAACAAAGUUCGCGUAAUUAUUUUGGGACAGGAUCCAUAUCAUAAUGUUGGACAAGCACAUGGUUUGUCAUUUUCUGUACGUGCUGGCAUUCCCUGUCCGCCUAGUCUUAAAAACAUCUACAGGACGAUUAAGAACGAUUAUCCUGAUUUUGAAAUACCCAACACCGGCUACCUUGUACCUUGGGCCGAACAAGGUGUCCUCAUGCUAAACGUGAAUUUGACUGUACGUGCACAUCAGGCAAACUCGCAUGCUGGUAAAGGAUGGGAAUCUUUUACACAUGCUGUGUUACAGACUAUUUUGAAACGUCAUCCUAAAGGUCUUGUGUUCCUCGCUUGGGGAACACCAGCAGCUAACAGAUUGAAAAAUCUUUCCCUUGCAACUCACUGUGUACUCCGCAGCGUUCACCCCAGUCCCCUUUCUGCUCACCGUGGUUUUUUUGAGUGCCAACACUUCAAGAAGACGAAUCAAUGGCUAAAGGAGAAGUUUGGCGAGGAAUACUGCAUUGACUGGGGAGCAGUUUCUGGAAAGAAAAAGCAAGUGGCACCAAAAGAUGCUACUUUACCUACGGAAGUAAAAAAAGUUGUUACUGCAACAACUUCAAGCGAAACGACUAAAACAACGAUUGAGAAAACUUCCGUGAAGGUCACUAGCACAGACAAAGCAGAGGAUUUGAAGGCGACAGAGGAUUCGAAAGGCUCGGUUGUCGCUGAGAAGACCUCUGCAGAGUCUAAAACUGAAGAUACCCCGAAAGAACAGGAAUCAGAGAAUUAGGCACUUUAAUCAUUCAUAUGUACUACAAUAGAAAAAGCAAUUCGGCUCCCCGAAUUGCUUUUGUAGAUUGUUUUAUUUGUUUUAGUGAGUAUUGUUUAACGUUCAUUUAGACUGUGGGGUAAUGACGUCGUCGUCGGCUUGCGAUAUACCUGCCGA
Molecule: messenger RNA, 1354 nt
Organism: Schizosaccharomyces japonicus yFS275
Lineage: Eukaryota; Fungi; Ascomycota; Schizosaccharomycetes; Schizosaccharomycetales; Schizosaccharomycetaceae
Product: uracil DNA N-glycosylase Ung1
Exons: 3
Coding region: 74-1198 (374 amino acids)
Biological process (GO): base-excision repair; DNA repair
Cellular component (GO): cytoplasm; nucleus; mitochondrion
Molecular function (GO): uracil DNA N-glycosylase activity; hydrolase activity, hydrolyzing N-glycosyl compounds
Source: RefSeq, a predicted model, not a curated record